AUUCUUGUAUGCAAAUAUACCAUAGCUGGUACAGAUAAAAAAGCACAAAUAAAGCUAAGGACUCAGUCAGGACAAAAAUCACUGUGCUUCCCUGAUACCUCAUUUCACCUGUGUUUCAGGAACGUCCUCAAACUCCUCAUUUGACAAUAUGAAGAAGCAAGGCUCAGACAGCAAUCCCGUUCCAGUUUUGCCAGUGCUGCCAGAACCACUCAAAGAUCUGAAAAUUAAGUACACCAAGAUAUUUAUAAACAAUGAAUGGCACAAUUCAGUCAGUGGUAAAAAAUUUGAAGUCUUUAACCCUGCAAAUGAAGAGAAAAUCUGUGAGAUUGAAGAAGGCGACAAGGCAGAUGUAGACAAGGCUGUUAAAGCAGCUAGAAGAGCUUUUGAGCUUGGAUCACCCUGGCGUACAAUGGAUGCUUCAGAGCGAGGAAGGCUCUUAAAUAAACUAGCUGAUUUAGUUGAAAGAGAGAGAUUGAUUUUAGCUACAAUGGAAGCCAUCGAUGGUGGGAAACUCUUUUCUACUGCCUACCUAAUGGAUUUAGGUGCUUGUAUUAAAACAUUACGCUACUGUGCAGGCUGGGCUGAUAAAAUCCAUGGUCGGACUGUUCCAAUGGAUGGAAACUUUUUCACAUUUACAAGACAUGAGCCCAUUGGUGUGUGUGGCCAAAUUAUUCCUUGGAACUUCCCAUUGGUUAUGUUUAUCUGGAAGAUCGCCCCUGCCCUUUGUUGUGGAAACACAGUGGUUGUCAAACCAGCAGAACAAACACCACUGACUGCCCUUUACAUGGGAUCCUUAAUUAAAGAGGCAGGAUUUCCACCUGGAGUUGUGAACAUUGUGCCAGGCUUUGGACCUACUGCUGGAGCUGCUAUUUCUCACCAUAUGGAUAUAGAUAAAGUGGCCUUCACAGGCUCUACUGAGGUUGGAAAACUGAUCAAAGAAGCUGCAGGAAAGAGCAACCUGAAAAGAGUUACAUUGGAACUUGGAGGAAAAAGUCCUAACAUUAUAUUUGCAGAUGCGGAUUUGGACACAGCUGUGGAAUUUGCACAUAUUGGUCUAUUCUACCACCAAGGACAGUGUUGUAUAGCAGGAUCUAGAAUUUUUGUGGAAGAGCCCAUUUAUGAUGAGUUUGUUCGCCGGAGCAUUGAACGAGCAAAGAAGUAUACCCUUGGGGAUCCUCUGUUGCCUGGUGUACAGCAGGGCCCUCAAAUUGAUAAGGAGCAGUUUCAAAAAAUCCUGGAGCUAAUUGAGAGUGGGAAAAAAGAUGGAGCCAAACUGGAAUGUGGAGGAGGUCCAUGGGGAGACAAAGGUUACUUCAUCCAGCCCACAGUUUUUUCUAAUGUUACAGAUGAUAUGCGCAUCGCCAAAGAAGAGAUAUUUGGACCUGUUCAACAAAUUAUGAAGUUUAAAACUGUAGAUGAAGUUAUCAAGAGGGCAAAUAAUACUAGUUAUGGCUUAGCAGCAGCAGUUUUUACCAAAGACAUUGAUAAAGCACUGACAUUUGCAGCUGCUCUUCAGGCUGGGACAGUAUGGGUUAAUUGUUAUAGUGCAAUGUCUGCUCAGUGUCCUUUCGGAGGAUUUAAGAUGUCAGGAAAUGGACGAGAAAUGGGAGAAUACGGUCUUCAUGAAUACACAGAAGUUAAGACUGUCACUAUCAAAAUCCCACAGAAGAACUCAUAAUGCUGCUUGACAUGCAGAGUGUAUCUUCUUCUUGAAUCUGAAAAAUGUAUUUCAAUUCUGAAAAGUUUUAUAUACCAGAUUAUUCAUUAACCUUUUUGCUUUAUGAUUGUAAAAGAGAACCUUGCUUACAUUAACAAUACAAAGAAUAAUGUAGAAAAAUUUACCAUGAUUAACUGAGAAAGGGAAACUUUAAUUUUUGGAACAUGACUAAUGUCUUUUUAAACUUGUAUUAAGAAAAAAAUAUUUUUUAUUUUCAGUGGGAGCUUUCUGUAGUGCUUUGGAAAUAUUUGUUUUCCAAUAUAUCUUGCAGGUACCAUUUAAAUUUAUGUGGUCUUCUAAAUGUUAGAUGCCAAGCUGUCCUUUCUUCGUGGCCUUAACAAAAGCACUUAUAAGUAACUAGCAGAUAGAUAAUUAUCUUUGUCAUUCAAAAAUAGUAGACUUCUAUAUAUAUUUCUUAGACUGCUGAAUUUGUUCAUCAUAUUGAUUACUACACAAAUGUAAUCUGGAUAAUAUUAAACAGUAUUAAAAUACAUCUUCAAAACAUU
Messenger RNA from Cygnus olor (mute swan), 2223 nucleotides. It is a transcript of the gene ALDH1A1, whose product is annotated as aldehyde dehydrogenase 1 family member A1. Gene Ontology annotation, molecular function: benzaldehyde dehydrogenase (NAD+) activity. The coding region runs from base 149 to 1678 and encodes 509 amino acids. The record is from RefSeq and is a predicted model, not a curated record. Lineage: Eukaryota; Metazoa; Chordata; Aves; Anseriformes; Anatidae. The transcript has 13 exons.